UCCACAGCCAUGGACUGUGACACAGCCCUUAAAUACUAAAAUGCCUUGAAGCCUAUUUCUCCCUGCGUGUUCAGUCCUGCUGAAACCAUGGUUUUUUCUGCGAUGCUGAGGUCGGCUCCUUCGGGGACGUUAAAUGCGACUUUCAUUGUCUACGAAAAUGCCUACGUAAAUAUCACCACUCCUUUUUUCCUGGUUCGUAGUGGCACGACCCAGCCACUGAAAUACCUUCUGGGUGCCAUGGUUACCACUGAGGUAACUACGUUGACAGUCGAUGGUACAGCUGCCCCGACAGUACAACAGCCAGACUUCAAGAGCUUGAGCCUGCCUCUUCAGAUCAUUCUCUCUGCUACCAUGAUAUUUAUACUUUUGCUUUCUUUCCUCGGCAACUUUGUCGUCUGCCUCAUGGUCUAUCAGAAAACUGCAAUGCGAUCUGCUAUUAACAUUCUUCUGGCAAGCUUAGCUUGCGCAGACAUGCUGCUUGCUGUGCUGAACAUGCCUUUUGCUCUGAUAACCAUCAUCACCACUCAAUGGAUGUUUGGGGACAUUUUCUGCAGAGUCUCUGCCAUGUUUUUCUGGCUCUUCGUCAUAGAAGGAGUAGCCAUUCUGCUCAUUAUUAGCAUUGACAGGUUCCUUAUAAUAGUUCAGAGGCAGGAUAAGCUGAAUCCGUACCGUGCAAAGAUCCUCAUUGCUGUCUCAUGGGCGACAGCCUUUGUAGUGGCGUUCCCACUGUCUGUGGGAAACCCCAGCCUACAGAUACCUUCGAAGGCUCCUCAGUGUGUUUUUGGCUACACCACAAACCCCGGCUAUCGUGCCUAUGUGAUAUUAGUAGUACUGAUUUCCUUUUUCAUUCCUUUCUUGGUGAUGUUGUAUUCUUUUAUGGGCAUCCUCAACACUUUACGGCACAAUGCGGUUCGUAUCCACAGCCACCCGGAUAGCAUAUGCCUCAGUCAAGCCAGCAAACUCGGCCUCAUGAGUCUCCAGAGACCCUUUCAGAUGAACAUCGAUAUGAGCUUUAAAACUCGUGCCUUCACAACCAUAUUGAUUUUGUUUGUUGUCUUCAUAAUCUGCUGGGCACCCUUCACCACCUAUAGCCUUAUUGCCACAUUCAACAGCCACUUUUAUCACAAGCACAACUUUUUUGAGAUAAGCACUUGGCUCCUUUGGCUCUGCUACCUCAAGUCUGCCCUGAAUCCACUGAUUUACUACUGGAGGAUUAAAAAAUUCCACGACGCAUGCUUGGAUUUGAUGCCCAAGUACUUUAAAUAUUUGCCACAGCUACCUGGUCACACCAGAAGACGCAUACGGCCAAGUGCCAUCUAUGUGUGUGGGGAGCACCGGUCUGUAGUGUAGAACUUGCAGCAAUUAGACACUGUUGUUUUCUGAUGUAUGCUUAUUUUUUGUUU
Messenger RNA from Euleptes europaea (tarantolino), 1403 nucleotides. RefSeq names its product G protein-coupled receptor 63 (gene GPR63). Gene Ontology annotation, molecular function: G protein-coupled receptor activity. The coding region runs from base 88 to 1350 and encodes 420 amino acids. Lineage: Eukaryota; Metazoa; Chordata; Lepidosauria; Squamata; Sphaerodactylidae. The record is from RefSeq and is a predicted model, not a curated record. Gene Ontology annotation, biological process: G protein-coupled receptor signaling pathway. The transcript has a single exon. Gene Ontology annotation, cellular component: membrane.